AUGAAGAUACGUCUACGCUAUCUCGGUGACCCUGGAUGUCAACAAGGUAUAGGUCAGGAACUUGGUGUUAGUCAAGCAAUGGUAUCUCGGACUGUGGAUAGAGUUGUAAACAGCAUAGUUGCACAGUCGAACGAAUGGAUCAAGUUUCCAACUACCAACCAUAAACUGAUGGAGGCCAAGCGGAUAUGGCAAAGCAUGUAUAAAUUUCCGACAGCAAUUGGUGUCAUUGAUUGUACACAUAUAGUAAUCCUGAAACCAAAUCACCAUGGAGAUGAGUAUAUCAACCGAAAAGGGAAACCUACUUUAAAUGUGCAAGCCACUUGUGAUGCCAGAGAGAUGUUCACAAGUGUUGAUGUCAGUUGGCCUGGAUCAGUGCAUGAUUCCAGAAUAUGGAGAAAUUCACAGAUUAGAUCAUAA
Messenger RNA from Acanthoscelides obtectus, 417 nucleotides. NCBI's taxonomy places the organism in Eukaryota, Metazoa, Arthropoda, Insecta, Coleoptera, Chrysomelidae. The record is from the annotation of a GenBank genome assembly.